GUUCUUGUUUUGGCAGUUUGUUUCGGUAUUCACGGAUUGUCAGUCCACCAAGAAGGCGUUUUGUACUGGUUAACCACCACGAAGCUGCGAUGAUACUGACUCAGCAGUGAGUCUGUGUGGGCUGAUUCAGGGAGCUGGUAAGUGUAGUUUCACAAUGGCAGAUGGAGGCAGCGAUGAUGAUGUCAUUCACCUGGCAAGCUUCAACGUCCACCGCAGCCAAGGCUCCCGUUCACGUAAGAGGGAGCUCAUCACCAUUUCGGAUGACUCGGAUGAGGAGCCUCUGACUCUGGUACCUGCCAGCCCCGUUUUAGUCCCGGACGAUGCAGACGAUGACGACGUCAGCAUUUUGGAGCCGCUGACUCCUGCACGCAGACACGUGAUUCGCCCAGCAGCAAAAUGGAGCGGGGGCUUGCACAACCUAAUUCAAGUCGUAGAUCAUAGUAGCGCAACUUCUGGGGUUCCCACUGUGGACCCCGGCUCUGCCCCCUCUACCUCCAGAGAUGCCAAGGCCAGCUCCUCCACAGUAAGGCCAGCCAUACGGACACAGACUGCGGUGCAGUCUAGCACCUCCGGACACACACAUCCAGCACCUGGCUCCUCAUCACACGCACCGUCUCAGCCAAAACUUAACACAAACUCACAGGAGGACGGUACGUCAGCACACACGAAAGUGGAACUCCAUGCAGUGUCUAUCCAAACCCCAUCUACCUCCACAAACGCCAAGGCUAGCGCCAAUACAUCCACACCAGUACUUCAUCAGCCUCAGCCGAGCACAUCUGGACUCACACAGCCACAAGCUUCAGCACACGCAGUGUUGGAGCCCCAGGCGAGCACCUCUACCAGUGCCACACACUAUUCCUGUGCGGUUGCAUCAAAUUCUUCUGCAAAGACUCAAGAAAAAGCGAGUACAAGCGCUCAUUCACAAGACAAUCCUCAGGCCAGUACUUCUGCACACACACAGACACAGUCUCAGCCCGGUACAUCCACACAGCUCCAGUCCAGCAGGACCGCAAACCUGCAGCCCCACCUCCUCCAGGUGAAGGAGGUGAAACUAGUCGUUCUUCCCCAGCAGCCGAGCAUCCAAGCGUCCGCUCUCAUAACCCAACCCCAGCUGCAGCUCAGGCCCCAGAACCUGCUGCAGCCAGUGACGCUCCAUCGCAUGCAGGGCAAUCUCAUUCAGAUCGAGCCCCAGCCCCUGGCCCAGGCCCCCGCCCAGCCUGCAGCCCAGGCCCCUCAACCCCCUCAGGUCGUACCGGUCAUCCCCCCUGCAGUGCUAAUAGCUGCAGCCCCGGAGAGACUCGGACCUCCAGAGGCAGGUCACCGCAUCAUCCUGGGGAGCCAAGCGCCUGGGGAGGCUGUCCCCAAUCCUCCGCCGCAGGCCGGUGCCUCUGGUGUGGUCCUACCAGCCCGCAGCCUGCACAUCAGGGUGCCUAACAUGAACUCGAACCCUCCCGCUCCUCCAGCUACCACGGCUUCAGUCCCCGAAAAUGGGGGAGAGGCACGUCUUAUCCUGGCUCCAGCUCCAGAGAGGGUGAAUCCAGCCCUGGGUCUGGUCGCGGUCCCUCCUGCACCAGAGGACAUCCCCCGAAUAGAGGAUGCGCGGCCAGGUCCCUCUGCACCACGAGAGAGAGCAGAGCAGCAGCCGCUCGUCAGAGCCCUAAUCACUGGUGUUUUGGAUCUGUUCCCAGAUGUCCAAGAGGCCUAUGUAGCAGAACUGAUCCAACAGAAUAAUGUGAAAGACUUGAAUGUUAUCUGUAACCUGCUGUUGGAGAAUCCAGAGUAUCCGAGGGGGGACACCGCAGCAGCAACAGCAGCUCCCACCAGCAUCCUACUGGAGUCUGGAGACACCCAGACAGAGGUGACAGAGGACCUGUUUGACUAUGCCAAACUGGGCGCGGUGGGACCUGAGGCUGUGAUGCAGGCUGCUGACUUGCUCAUGGCAGAUUUCAGGAUGCUCAGCUGUCAGGACAUCAAAUGGGCCCUCAACGCUCUGAAGGGACACUAUGCAAUCACACGCAAGGCCUUAUGUGAAGCUCUGAAGAAGUGGCAAGAUUCAGGGGACCCCUCAGGAAAGAGACGACGGAGCAGAGCCUCCUCGGAGCGCUGCUACGUGGAUUUCCAUUUUGAGCACGCAGGUUCAGUAAAGUUUGACAAGAGGAUGUACUUCUUGGAGAAUGACCGUCGCUACUGCAGGACGUACAGCAAUCUGGAAGCUUCUGUGCAGAAGGAGCUUUCUUUCUAUCAGCAGAAAGCCAAGGAAUGGGCAGAGCACGAGGACUUCCUGCUGGCUCUGCAGGUCAAUGAGGACGAAUACAAGAAGGACGGCCAGCUGAUCGAGUGCGGCUGCUGCUACGGGGAGUUUGCGUUUGAGAAGAUGACGCAGUGUUCAGACGGCCACCUGUUCUGUAAAGAGUGCCUGGUCAAAUACGCUCAGGAGGCAGUGUUUGGCUCCGGAAAGUCGGAGCUGAGCUGCAUGGAGGGGGGCUGCCCGUGCUCCUACCCGGUGUGUGAGCUGGAGAAGGUCCUCCCGGAGAACAUACUGUGUAAAUACUACGAGAGGCAGGCGGAGGAGGCGGUCGCUGCCACCUGUGCUGAUGAACUCGUGCGGUGUCCAUUUUGCAAUUUCCCAGCCCUGUUGGACAAAGACAUGUCUCUGUUUAGCUGUCCCAACCCUCGGUGCCGCAAGGAGAGCUGCAGGAAGUGCCAUGUCCAGUGGAAGCAGCAUGUGGGGAAGACGUGUGAGCAGGUCCUGGAGAGGGACGAGAUCCGCAUGAGGGUGCUGUUCGAGGAGCGCAUGACGGCAGCUCGCGUGAGGAAAUGUGUCAAAUGCGGGACGGGCCUGGUCAAGUCGGAGGGCUGCAACCGGAUGUCGUGCCGCUGCGGCAGCUUCAUGUGCUACCUCUGCAGAGAGCCCAUCACCGGCUACAACCACUUCUGCCAGCACGCCCGCUCGCCCGGCGCUCCCUGCCGUCACUGCCGCAAGUGCUCCCUCUGGACCGACCCCACGCAAGACGAUGAGCGAAUCAUUCAGGAGAUCCAGAAGGAAGGAGAGGCAGAGCUGAAUAAGAAGACUGCAGAUAAUUCAGGGAAGAGGGUCGGCCCCCCUCCGGAGCCCAUCCCCGACGCCAAGCGGCCACGUGUGGGCCCGCCACCCGAAAACCCGCAGAACCCGAAUCCCGUUGCCCCUCCUCACCCGCAGGCGGUACAAGCUCCUCUGUUCGUGCCUCCACGCGCUCGCUACCCGCAGCCUCUGCCUCAGGGCAGGAUGUUAGUCAUUCCCCGGCAGCCCCCGGCCCCGUACGUGCCCCCCCUACAGCACCUGCCCCCUCUGAACAACAACAACAACAACAACCACCACCACCACCAUCACCACCACCACAACCCGCCCAUCAACCCUCAUCACCAAAACAUGGACAUGAUGGACCUGCCCAUGCACUACGGACCGCCGCACCGCUACUACAGACGCUUUUAACACACACAGACGCUCACUACGGUUCUACUUUUCAUUUCAGGGCUGUUUUUGAGAUGUAGUUUUGUAUCUUUUUCUGUGUGAGUCACUGUUUUCUACUCCUUCUCUGCAUCCGUUUUCACAGCUCGUGUGUGCUCUUGCGGAUUUCAAACCUGCCGCUCGACACGAAAGAACUCGUCGAGACGUCGAAACACGCUGAAAUGAUAAGUGCGCUGUGGACAGACACAUCCGGACACUUUGCCUUCUGCCGAAUUUGGGACUUCAAUAAUGGAUCGGAUCCCCACGUUACCUGUUCCUUUCUCUUUCCGUUUGAAUAAAUUUGGGGUUGAACUGAUGAACAGUUUAGAAUCUUGAGACAAUUUAUUUCCAGUUUAUACAGAUAUUUUUGAGAACAUAAUUGAAAAAAAUCAGUUAGCAUUCCCUUCUGUAUCUUUUGUGUAAUGUGUGAGACCACACAGUUUUCUAAUAAAGUGUCAAGGUCACAUUGAG
Plectropomus leopardus (leopard coralgrouper) is the source of this 3958-nucleotide messenger RNA. RefSeq names its product ring finger protein 216 (gene rnf216). Gene Ontology annotation, molecular function: zinc ion binding. The record is from RefSeq and is a predicted model, not a curated record. Lineage: Eukaryota; Metazoa; Chordata; Actinopteri; Perciformes; Serranidae.